Leptosia nina is the source of this 1896-nucleotide messenger RNA. NCBI's taxonomy places the organism in Eukaryota, Metazoa, Arthropoda, Insecta, Lepidoptera, Pieridae. The record is from the annotation of a GenBank genome assembly.
AUGGGUAAUUCGGCAUCCCUUAAAGUUAACGAUAAAAGAAAAUGGCAGAGCGAGACCGCGAUGAGUCCAGCGCCCCCCUCGCCGCGUGACAAAAGUGCGGCACCAUUCAUUGCUGGCAAACAGUCGCUCGCCGCCAUCGGAGGGAAGUGUACGUACGAAAUGGAUCGCGAUCGCAUCGGUGUUUGGGGCUCCGGGGACGGACAGUCCAACAGCCGUCUAUCGGGGCUCGACCGCCUCAGGCACCCGGGGUUGAACAAGGGUAUGGCGUUUACUCUCGAGGAACGUCAGUUGAUGGGAAUCCACGGUUUGCUACCCCCCAGGGUCAAGAGUCAGAAAGAGCAGGUAAACCUCUGCAAACUUUCCAUUGAGAGAUACGAAGACCCCCUCAACAAGUAUAUCUACCUUAUGGGAUUAUUGGAUCGUAAUGAGCACCUUUUCUACCGCUUCGUGGGUGAAAAUGUAGCAGAGAUGAUGCCCAUCGUCUACACCCCGACCGUGGGUGUGGCCUGCCAGAAGUACGGGCUCGUGUACCGUCGGCCUAGGGGACUUUUCAUCACAAUUCAUGACAAGGGACAUAUUUACGACAUUCUUAAGAACUGGCCUGAAACAGACGUCCGAGCGAUAGUGGUGACGGAUGGUGAGCGCAUCCUGGGUUUGGGAGACCUCGGUGCGUGCGGAAUGGGGAUUCCAGUCGGCAAGUUGGCCUUGUACACCGCUUUAGCUGGCAUCAAGCCUCAUCAGUGCUUGCCUAUUACACUCGAUGUCGGAACCAACACUCAAUCUAUGCUGGACGAUCCUCUGUACAUCGGCCUGAAGCAACGACGCGUCCGAGGUGCAGCGUACGACGAAUUCAUCGACGAGUUCAUGCAGGCUGUCGUGAGACGCUUCGGCCAGAACUGUCUCAUACAAUUCGAGGACUUUGGCAACGCCAACGCCUUCCGUCUGCUGGAGAAGUACCGUGGCAAAUACUGUACCUUCAAUGAUGACAUCCAAGGCACCGCAGCUGUAGCGGUGGCCGGUCUCCUCGCCAGCUUGAGGCUAACAGGGAAGAAGCUCUCUGAAAACGUCAUUGUCUUCCAGGGCGCUGGAGAGGCAUCGUUGGGUAUAGCUGAAUUGUGCGUGAUGGCAAUGAAGGCGGAGGGCACGGACGAGGCAGUUGCUCGCGACCGCAUCUGGAUGGUGGACUCGAAGGGGUUGAUCGUUAAGAACCGUCCCGAGGGUGGACUCAAUGAACACAAGGAGAGAUUUGCCAAGAACCACGCCCCCGUUCGUACGUUAGCUGAAGUUGUGAGCGUGGCUAAGCCCUCUGUGUUGAUCGGUGCUGCUGCAAUCGGCGGGGCAUUCACGCCGGAGAUUCUGAGGUGCAUGGGCGAGUUCAAUGAGAAGCCGGUCAUCUUUGCACUCUCGAACCCGACCAGCAAAGCGGAAUGUACAGCGGAGGCCGCUUACUCCAAUACCGAUGAUCGUGCGAUUUUCGCCUCCGGUUCACCUUUCCCGGAGUACAGGACGAAGGACGGUCGCGUCCUCAGACCGGGCCAGGGAAACAACUCCUACAUUUUCCCCGGACUUGCAUUGGGUAUUAUCUGUGCUGGUAUCGUUGACAUCUCGGAAGACUUCAUGCUGCUCGCCGCUGAGGCUCUUGCUGAAAUAGUAUCAGACGACGACUUGAGUCACGGCAGCCUGUACCCGCCCCUGAAGGACAUUCAAAAUUGCUCAGUCAAGAUUGCCAAGAAAAUUGUGGAACACGCCUACAAAACUGGUAAAGCAUCAGUGCAACCGCAACCGAUAGACACCGAGGCCUUCAUCCGAGCGCAAAUGUACGACGUCAGAUACUCGUCAGCCGUUCCGCCCGUCUACGGCUGGGACAACGACGAACCGAAUGUGCAACAGAUGUAA